AUGUUCCGUGUUCUCAAGACACGAUCCCUAGCCCAUAAACAGCUCCCUCACCCCCUUCGCAGCCUCACCACCAUCCAUCCUCUCAACACACCCAAACCCACACCACCACCACAACCAAUCACCCAACCCACCUACCACCCCGAAGACAGCGUAGAGAACCUAGAAGGCUACACCCCCGGAGGCUACCACCCGACAUCCAUUAAUGACGAAUUCUGCCACGGAAGAUACAAAGUUAUCCACAAACUAGGAUACGGCUCCUACUCAACCAUCGUAACCGCAGAGACUACUAGUACAGAAAGAAGCCUCGAGUCGAGAAUAAUACAACAACUCCAAACUGGAGAUGAUAGUAACCACCCAGGCCGUAAAUACAUUCAUUCUUCCCUGCUCGAUGAGUUCUCCUUCGAUGGCCCAAACGGGCACCAUGUGUGUCUGGUCACCAAAGUCUCUGGCUGCAGUAUUGCUGCAGCGAAGGAGAAUAGUCCCAAUUUGAUGUUCCCCUUGGAUGUAGCUAAAGCUAUCGUUGCUCAGGUUGUCAUGGGAGUGAAUUAUAUGCUUUCCCUUGGGGUAGGGCAUGGAGAUUCCACACGCGCAAUAUCCUCUUCCAACCCACUACUAACUUCAACACCCUACGUACAAACGAUAUAUACGACCAUUUCGGCCCACCCUACCAUAUCCCCAUCUCACGAACCGACAACCACCCCAUCCAUCCAUCCACAUGCACCCACCCACGCCAUCAUCCCCAUGACCAUGAACAUGAGCCAACAACUCCCAACCAGCAACAUCAACAUCAAAAUAACCGACUUCGGCACAUCCUACCUCUUCACCCACGCCCCUCCCCCAGAAGCCCUACACACACCAACCAUCCUCCUGCCCCCGGAAGCCAUCUUCCAUGAUCCGAUAACUUCAGCCGCCGAUAUGUGGACACUAGGGUGUACAAUCUACGAUAUCCUCGGUGACCGACCACUACUCGAACCCUGGUCGGAUAGUCCAGAGGAUGUUAUCUGGGAGAUGGUGAGUAUGCUGGGUGGUGAGUUGCCGGAGAGAUGGAGGCAGAGAUCGGAUUUUGUGAGGUCCUUGAUGAGGGUGGUGGGGACUGGGGGGAGGUCUUUGGAUGAGAGACUGUGGGCGAUGGGGAGGGGGGAGAUGUCUUCGACUUGUGAGUUUCGGGAGUUGGAGAUGGAUUGUUUGAGGAGGUUGCUGGGCGGGAUGUUGGUUUAUGAGCCGGAGGGGAGGAUGUCGGCGCGGGAGGUUUUGGAGUCGGGGGUUAUGGUGGAGUGGGCGGGGAUGGUGUUGGGGUUGGGGAGGUAA
This is a messenger RNA of Aspergillus tubingensis, 1308 nucleotides long. Its product is annotated as CMGC/SRPK protein kinase. The record is from RefSeq and is a predicted model, not a curated record. The transcript has 4 exons. Lineage: Eukaryota; Fungi; Ascomycota; Eurotiomycetes; Eurotiales; Aspergillaceae. Gene Ontology annotation, biological process: spliceosomal complex assembly; protein phosphorylation; regulation of mRNA processing. Gene Ontology annotation, molecular function: ATP binding; protein kinase activity. Bases 1 to 1308 code for a protein of 435 amino acids.